GAUGCAAGAUGUGUCGCUCUAUUAUGCACAGACACCUCUGUUUCUAAUGUGAACUGUCUUUCAACUGGAAUGUAUAUAAGCGAAGGCAGGUUAUGGUUACAGACCUGUGCGGUUGGCGUAAGAGCAUGUAUUCUCUAAACGGACAAGCAUGUUUUCUUGUCUGAAAAGUAUUACCUUUACAGAAUGUAACAAUCUGUGAGUAUAUGAUACUGCUUUUAUGUGCAGCCGUGCUAAAAGGACUUUUGUUAAGCGGUAUCGAGUUAGUAUCGUGUCCGCUGGACGCUGAUGUGACGGCUCUAUGACCCAGCGGAUUGGACUCCCCCGGUCUUCUGCGAGAGCUCAGCAAAGCACGGAGCAGCAGGGAAGGAAGUCAUUAGUGUACUGAAGUCCAGUUCGUAGCUGUUGCCGGAUACCCUUCUAACUCUUCGAGCACAAAUUCCAAGCAUUUUUGUUUGUCUUUUUUUCCCUCGCCUUUUUCCUUUUUCCCCUCUCUCCGCGCGGCUCCGUUUUUUUCCACUCUCGCUAUUUCAGCUUGUCUUGCUGCUACUUGGGAUCUCGUGGAAUUACGCAUCCUCUCUGGAAUCCAGAUUUUACAAGGACUCUGAUUCUCGGGAUAUUUUCGCUCAUACACGCUGAAGUACACCAACUGCUUCAUAACAGUCGAACUUGGCACAGAACACAGCCAGGGAUUCUUUGCACUUUUAAGUCGAUCAGUCCAGACAUAUGUAAAUCAUAUUACUAGCGACGCUUUUCCACAAACGGGCUGAACAUUUAAAACAACGGAAAGUUUCCCCUCGGUCCGACCUCACUGUACAAUCAGGGGGAAACUGCUGUCCGUCCGCCGUGACUUCGGAGCCGCACGUCCCACAGAAUAUACUCUCAAUCUUGCCUCCAACAGUUUCGCCCCUGCGUAAGAUCAUACUGCCACUGACGGUGCGCCCGGGACAAGACCAGAAAACUUGUCUCCGUCUUGCCCUGAUUUGUAUAACCUACCGGAUUAUAAGGGGCCGCUGCCUUGGACAGAUAUUGCCGUGCAGGGCGCACCGUAAAGGUCCUGGAGGGGGAAUGCUGCAACUGAGAAAAGGCAGGAGACACCAUGACUUGGCCACUCAACUCUCAUGAAUUACACUCCUCUGCUCUUGUGAUGUUUUGAUGCGGUACAUUUUUGGUUACAAAUAUGAUGAAAUGGCAGCCCCGGAAGAAGGCAUACUUCCGACAGGGUGUUGCCCUCCAGUACCUGGGCCGGCACGCGGACGCCCUGGCUGCCUUUGCCUCGGGUCUGGCCCAGGAUCCCAAGAGUCUGCAGUUGCUAGUGGGCAUGGUGGAGGCUGCCAUGAAGUCACCGCUCCGAGAGUCUUUGGAGCCCACCUAUCAGCAGCUGCAGAAGAUGAAACUGGACAAGAGUCCUUUUGUGGUGGUGUCUGUGAUUGGCCAGGAGCUGCUGACUGCCUCCCACCAUGGCGCAUCAGUGGUGGUCCUGGAGGCUGCGCUCAAGAUCGGCACCUGCAGCCUCAAACUGCGAGGCUCUGUCUUCUCUGCCCUCAGCAGCGCCUACUGGUCACUGGGCAACACAGAGAAGAGCACCACCUACAUGCAGCAAGACCUGGAGGUCGCCAAAACGUUAGGUGACCAGACGGGCGAGUGCCGGGCCCAUGGCAACCUGGGCUCCGCCUUCUUUUCCAAGGGCAAUUACCGUGAGGCCCUGACUAACCACCGGCAUCAGCUAGUCCUGGCCAUGAAGCUAAAAGACAGAGAGGCGGCGUCGUCGGCCCUCAGCAGCCUGGGUCACGUCUACACGGCCAUCGGCGACUACCCCAACGCGCUGGCCAGCCACAAGCAGUGCGUACUGCUGGCCAAGCAAGGCAAGGACCAGUUGGCUGAGGCGCGCGAGCUGGGCAACAUGGGCGCCGUCUACAUCGCCAUGGGCGACUUCGACAACGCCGUGCAGUGCCACGAGCAGCAUCUGAGCAUCGCCAAGGCGAUGGGCGAGAGGCGCGAGGAGGCGCGUGCCUACAGCAACCUGGGCAGUGCCUACCACUACCGCCGCAACUUCGACAAGGCAAUGUCCUUCCACACGCACGUGCUGGAGCUGGCACAGGAGCUGGAGGAGCGCGCCAUCGCCAUGCGGGCCUACGCCGGCCUGGGCCACGCCGCCCGCUGCAUGCAGGACCUGGAGCGCGCCAAGCAGUACCAUGAACAGCAGCUCGCCGUCGCCGAGGGACUCAAGGACCGCGCUGCGGAGGGGCGCGCCUCCUCCAACCUGGGAAUAAUCCACCAGAUGAAGGGGGAUUAUGAGACAGCUCUCAGACUGCACAAAGCUCACCUGUCCAUAGCACAGGAGCUGAAUGACUAUGCCGCCCAGGGCAGGGCCUACGGCAACAUGGGAAAUGCGUACAACGCCCUGGGUGCCUUCGAUCAGGCCGUGCGCUACCACCGGCAGGAGCUGCAGAUCUCCAUGGAGGUCAACGAUCGCGCCUCACAGGCAUCCACCCACGGUAACCUGGCUGUGGCCUACCAGGCCCUGGGGGCACACGACCGCGCCCUGCAGCACUACCAGAACCACCUGAACAUCGCCCGCGAACUCCGUGACAUCCAGAGUGAGGCCCGCGCUCUGGGGAACCUGGGGAACUUCCACUGCUCGCGAGGGGAGUUCCCCCAGGCCGUGCCCUACUACGAGCAGUACCUCCAGCUCUCGCCGGACCUACAGGACAUGGAAAGCGAAGGAAAGAUCUGCCACAACCUGGGCUACGCGCAUUAUUGCCUGGGCAACUUUCAGGAGGCUGUCAAGUACUACGAGCAGGACCUGGCUCUGGCAAAAGACCUGCACGACAAGCUGAGUCAGGCCAAAGCCUACUGCAACCUGGGCCUGGCCUUUAAAGCCCUGGGGGACUACAGUAAGGCAGAAGAGUGCCAAAAGUACCUUCUGUCAUUGGCCCAGUCGCUGAACAACUCUCAGGCCAGGUUCCGUGCCCUGGGAAACUUGGGUGACAUCUUCUUGUGCAAGAAGGACGUGCCUGGAGCUGUGAAGUUUUACGAGCAACAGCUGGCCCUGGCACAUCAGGUCAAAGAGCGCAAGAUGGAGGCCAACGCUUACGCCGCGUUGGGUGCCGCCUACCGGAUGCUGCAGAAAUACGACAAGGCCCUCGGGUACCACACGCAAGAGCUUGAGGUGUACCAGGAACUGGGUGAUGUCCAGGGCGAGUGCCAGGCACAUGGCCACCUGGCAGCUGUCUAUAUGUCUCUGGGGAAGUACAGCAUGGCCUUCAAGUGCUACGAGGAGCAGCUGGAGCUCAGCCAACGGCUGAAGGACCCCAGUGUGGAGGCACAAGUCUACGGCAACAUGGGAAUCACCAAGAUCAACAUGGGCGUGAUGGAGGAGGCCAUUGGUUACUUCGAGCAGCAGCUGGCCAUGUUGCAGCAGCUCAGCGGCAAUGAGGCUGUGCUGGACCGCGGCCGUGCCUAUGGUAACCUGGGCGACUGCUACGAUUCGCUCAGCGACUACGAGGAGGCCAUCAAGUACUACGACCAGUACCUGUCUGUGGCGCAGAGCCUCAACCACAUGCUGGACCAGGAGAAAGCUUACAGGGGGUUGGCAAAUGGACACAGAGCCAUGGGUAACCUGCAGCAGUCGCUGGUGUGCUUCGAGAAACGCCUGGUGGUGGCCCACGAGCUCGGCAACUGUGGUGGGAAGGCGCAGGCCUACGGUGAGCUGGGUGGCCUGCACAGCCAGCUGGGCAACUACGAGCAGGCCAUCUCCUGUCUGGAGCGGCAGCUGGGCAUCGCACGCGACACCGUGGACCGCGCGCUGGAGGGCGAGGCCAGUUGCGGCCUGGGCUCCGUCUACCAGCUCAUGGGCGAGUACGACACGGCAUUGCAGUUCCACCAGCGGGACCUGCAGAUCGCCGAGGACACGGGGUGCGCCGGGCACCAGGGACGCGCCUACGGCAACCUGGGCCUCACCUACGAGUCGCUGGGCAACUUUGAGCGCGCCGUCGUGUACCAGGAGCAGCACCUGAGCAUCGCCGCAGAGACCAAUGACCUGGUGGCCAAGACGCAAGCGUAUGGCAGCCUGGGCCGCACCCACCACGCCCUGCAGAACUACCCGCAGGCCGUCAUGUACCUGCAGGAAGGUCUGCGUCUGGCGGAGCAGCUGGGACGUCGUGAGGACGAGGCCAAAAUCCGACACCGUCUGGGUCUCUCACUGUGGGCCAGUGGCAACCUGGAGGAAGCUCAGCACCAGUUGUAUCGUGCCUCUGUUCUGUUCGAGACCAUUCGACACGAGGCUCAGCACAGCACCGACUACAAGCUGUCCCUCUUCGAUCUCCAGACCUCCUCAUACCAGGCUCUCCAGAGGGUCCUCGUCAGCCUCGGCCACCACGAUGAGGCACUGGCAGUGGCCGAGAGGGGACGCACCCGGGCCUUCGCCGACCUGCUGGUGGAGCGGCAGACAGGCACGCAGGACUCGGACCCCUACACACCCGUCACCGUGGAGCACAUCCUGGACACGGUCAACGGGCAGCGUGCCCUGGUUCUCUACUUCUCGCUGGCAGCCGGAUACCUGUACAGCUGGCUGCUGGCACCAGGCUCAGGCAUCCUGAAGUUCCACGAGGUGUACCUGGGUGAGGGGGCAUUGGAGAGCAGCGCGGCCGACUUCCAGGAGGCCGGCGGUGGGUCAGGAACGGCCAGCGGUGGGUGCGGGGCUGGCUCCUCCCUGGAGCAGCACAUUGCCAGCGCCCGCGAAGCCCUGGGCGUGGACGCCUACUACAGCAGAGUGUGCUCCAAUAGUGAGACAGAGAGCGAAGCCGGCGACCUCCUGGACCAGCAGUUUGAGGAGUUCCACAACCAGCUAAACUCCACCACCGACCCCACGGGCUUCCUGAGGAUGGUGUCCAGGAACAACCUCUUCAACAGGAGCUGUCAGAGCAUGACGAGUCUGUUCAGCAACACGGUGUCUCCAGUGAAAGAGGGCAGCUCCUCGCUAUGCCGCCGGUCCAGUACCCUCAGCAAACCGCCCCUGCGUGCCCUCUACGACCUGCUCAUAGCGCCCAUGGAGGGGGGCCUGAUGCACUCCAGCGGGCCCGUGGGCCGGCACAGGCAGCUGGUCCUGGUUCUGGAGGGCGAGCUGUACCUGAUCCCCUUCGCCCUGCUCAAGGGCAGCUCCUCCAAUGAGUACCUGUACGAGCGCUUCAGCCUCAUAGCCGUGCCGUCGCUAGGCAACCUGGCCGCGCCCGCCAAGGUGCACCAGCGGCGUGGGGGCAUGGCCCCGUGCAGCGGAGGCGGCUCCAUGGCAGCAGUGGUGGGCAACCCCCGCCUCCCCGCCUCCGUCAUGGACCGCUGGCUGUGGGGCCCCAUGCCCUCGGCCGAGGACGAGGCCCACAUGGUGGCCGAGCUGCUGGGCUGCCAGCCGCUGGCCGGCCCCGCCGCCACCAAGGAGCGGGUGAUGGGCGCCCUCGCACAGGCCGAGUGCGCCCACUUCGCCACGCACAUCUCCUGGAAGCUGGCCGCCCUGGUGCUCACCCCCAGCCAGGAUGCAGGCCCCGCGCCGGGGCUGCCGGCGCCGGCACCGCCCUGCGGGGCUCCCGGGGCCGGCGAGGGUGGAGCCAGAUCCAGCUACACCAUCCCGGAGAGCCUGCGCGUGCCGGACGACGCCAGCGACGCCGAGAGCGUGUGCGACAGCCCGCCCCUGCAGGAGUUCCUGCUGACGGCCGCCGACAUCCUGGACCUACGCCUGCCCGUGAAGCUGGUGGUGCUCGGGUCUUACCAGGAGUCCGACAGCAAGGUGACGGCCGAUGGGGUGGUGGGUCUCACCAGGGCCUUCCUGGCAGCAGGCGCCCAGUGUGUGCUGGUGUCUCUCUGGCCUGUGCCCACCGCUGCCUCCAAGAUGUUCGUGCACGCCUUCUACACGGCCCUGCUCAACGGGACCAAGGCCAGCAGCGCCCUGGCCGACGCCAUGAAGACACUUCAGAGCAGCAAGCAGUUCUCUCACCCCUCCCACUGGGCGGGCUUCAUGCUGAUUGGCUGUGACGUGAAGCUGAACAGCCCCUCGUCCCUGAUUGGCCAGGCCCUGGCCGAGAUCCUGCAGUACCCGGACAAAGCCAGGGACGCUCUGAGGGUGUUGCUGCACCUGGUGGAGAAGUCCCUGCAGCGCAUCCAGAAUGGCCAGCGCAACUCCAUGUACACAUCCCAGCAAAGCGUGGAGAACAAGGUUGGGGGCGUACCAGGCUGGCAGGCCCUGCUGACGGCCGUGGGCUUCAGGCUGGACUCGGCCGGCGCCGGCCUCCCUGCUGCAGUCUUCUUCCCCACGACCGACCCUGGCGACCGGCUCCAGCACUGUAGCACCACCCUCCAGUCCCUGCUAGGUCUGCCUCCUCCUGCUCUUCAGGCUCUGUGUAAACUGAUCACAGCAUCCGAGACUGGAGAACAGCUCAUCAGCAGGGCUGUUAAGAAUGUAGUGGGAAUGCUUCACCAGGUGCUGGUACAGCUCCAGUCGGGAGAGAAGGAGCAGGACUUCUCCCUGGCGCCCAUCCAAGUGUCCAUCAGCGUGCAGCUCUGGAGACUGCCAGGAUGCCACGAGUUCCUGGCUGCUCUGGGGUUUGACCUGUGUGAAGUUGGUCAGGAGGAGGUGGUGUUGAAAACUGGCAAACAGGCAAACCGACGCACUAUGCACUUCGCCCUGCAGUCUCUGCUGGCCCUGUUUGAAUCCACAGAGCUGCCCAAGCGACUGAGUCUGGACAGCUCCUCAUCCCUGGAGUCUCUGGCGUCUGCUCAGUCCCAGCAGUUACCCCUUGGCUACCCCAACCCCCCAUUCUCCCCUCCCUGUCCCGACAGCCUGGCCUCCGACGCCAUCUCCGUCUACAGCCUGAGCUCCAUCGCCUCGUCCAUGAGUUUCCUGUCGCGGCCCGAGGGCGCCUCGGACGUCAUCGGGCAACGCGCGCGGCAGCAGGAGAUGGAGCGGCACCGCGGAGGGGCGGGGCUCUUCGCCUCGCACCGGCAUGCAGCCGUGCCGCGCGGCCGCUCCUCUCCGCACGGCGCCGCCGGCGGGCACGACGAUGAGGAGUACGAGGGCUUCAGUAUCAUCAGCAGCGAGCCGCUGGGCAGCCAGUGCGACACCCUCCCCCGCCCAGCGGGGGGCAGGAAUCACAGAGGAACGGUGCGCGCAGGCGCAGGGAGGGGCUACGUAGCGUCGGUGUCCACCAGGGGCAGCGUCAGCACGCCCACAUCGCCCGUGAAGGCCAGCCUGGUGCCCAGUCCCAACUCGCCCUUCCAGAAGAUGGGCAAAGUGAGCAGCUCGGACACGGGCGAGUCGGACCAGUCCAGCACGGAGACAGACAGCACUGUGAAAUCGCAGGAGGAGCGUCCGGCUGGCACGCCGCUGGACCCACAGGAGCUGGCGCAGAAGAUCCUGGAGGAGACGCAUAGCCACAUGCGGGCGGUGGAGACCCUGCAGAGGAGCGCCGGGCACGCCGCCGGCAGCGAGGGCGUCAGGGCCGGCGACGCCCCGACUCCGACCGGAGGCUCUGCCUUCCGCUCGUCGGAGACUAGCGCUUUCAGCCGGCCCAGCAGCAGAGCCAGCGUCAAAGCCCAGUCCUCGCCGCUCCCUGCGCGGCCCAAACCACCCUCCCGCACCUCCUCCCUCCAGAAGAUCAGCUCAGGAUACAACAGCCCUGCCACCUCGGAAACGUCACUGAAGGACGGUAGCCAGCCAUCGCCCACCUCUGACAGCCACGCCCAGUUCAAGCUGAAAUACCCCAGCUCACCUUACAGUGGGCACAUCUCACGCUCGCCCAGCAAUGUCUCACCCAGUUCGGGCCACCAGUCGCCCGCGGGCAGUGCUCCCUCCCCCGUCCUUUCCUACUCCUCCACGGGCUCCACCCGCUCCAGCCCGGCCGACGCCCCGGACCUCGACCGGCUCAGACUGGCCGCGAUCGAUGAGAAAGUACAAGCCAUCCACAAUCUCAAAACCUUCUGGGCCAACGCGGCUCAGCAGCAGCACUCGGGCCCGGUACGGGCCCUCCGUACGGGCGGGUCCAAAAUAAGUCCCGCCCAAAGGGACGUCCUAGGCCUUCUUAACCUCUCCCCCCGCCAUGGCUCGGGUCAGAACCUGCCGGGCCAUGAACUGCAAGAAAUGGGGCUUCAGUCCUUGGAGCGAAGCUCUAAAAACCCACCCAACGGCCAUCGCAAGAUUGACCCGAAAACAGUGGCCCCCUCUCCCACUGCGUCCACUGGGAGCAGCCCUGGUUCCCACCCCAUCAGACUGCCCUCGGGGAACGGGUAUAAAUUUCUGUCUCCCGGGAGGUUCUUUCCCUCAUCUAAAUGCUGAAAGGUCCCACCUCUGGCGGCGCUAUAUAGACAGUCGGGAGGACAGGCUAGGUUAUGGCCCAGACACCAGCACCUCACAUCAGACAGACUGACCCUUAUGCUUCGCCCUACACUGUAAACAACCAUCGAUAUAUGCAGACUGCCCUGAGAACUGACGCGCGUCAGGAAAAAAGAUUAUACCAAAAUGGUAUCCCUACAAAAGACGCUCGCUGUUUGUGUUAGUGAAGACCACAUGGCUUUGACUAGUUUGUUUCAUUUGACUUUGGUUUCCAUUUUUAAUAUAAUUAUUGUUAUAAUUAUGGACUGUAAUUGUUAUAACAGUUAUUUGUUUUGUAAAUUAAAUCAAGUGUUUUGCAAUCAGUAUUAUACAUUUUUAUAUUAUUAAAGAGGCAAACCAUGCACAAAAACAGUUGAAAAACAUUUUCAUAUUUUUAUUGAAAUGGUGAAAAGCGCAUUUGACCUGACUUCUGUGUGAACUGAGUGUCAGUAUUAAAGCAUGGGUUCUCUUGCUAUUCAGUGAUUCAAUGUCUUUUUAACAGAGAUUUUGCAUAUGUUCUCAUCCAGAAAUAUCUCAGUCAUUUCUCAGUAAAAUGUCUCAAUAAAAGGAUUUAAUUUAAA
Molecule: messenger RNA, 8937 nt
Organism: Electrophorus electricus (electric eel)
Lineage: Eukaryota; Metazoa; Chordata; Actinopteri; Gymnotiformes; Gymnotidae
Source: RefSeq, a predicted model, not a curated record